Messenger RNA from Elgaria multicarinata webbii, 1651 nucleotides. It is a transcript of the gene NDUFAF5, whose product is annotated as NADH:ubiquinone oxidoreductase complex assembly factor 5. Gene Ontology annotation, cellular component: mitochondrion. The transcript has 11 exons. NCBI's taxonomy places the organism in Eukaryota, Metazoa, Chordata, Lepidosauria, Squamata, Anguidae. The record is from RefSeq and is a predicted model, not a curated record. Gene Ontology annotation, molecular function: S-adenosylmethionine-dependent methyltransferase activity. Gene Ontology annotation, biological process: mitochondrial respiratory chain complex I assembly. Bases 1 to 1065 code for a protein of 354 amino acids.
AUGGGCGCGCGGGCGCUCCUGAGGGCCGCUCGCCUUCUCCGCUUGCAGCCGGCCGCGGCGGCGAGGGGCGCCCGCUGUGGGCCCUGGUUCCGCCGCUGCCGCCUCUUCCUUUCGGCGCUCCGGGCUGCGGGGUCUCGUUCCGUGUCGGGGCCCGGAGCCCUCAGCCCUUUCGACCGGCAGCUGAAGAGGAAGCAGAAGAAUUGGGCGGCUGCGCAACCGGAGCCGGAGCGCUGCGAAUACCUGCGGGAAGAGGUUGGAAGUAAGAUAGCUGACCGUGUGUUUGACAUAGCCUGGACUUUCCCCCUUGCCUUGGACCUUGGCUGUGGACGAAGCUACAUAGCUCAGCACUUAAACAAGGAUGUGGUUGAAAGGCUUUUUCAAGCAGAUGUUGCUGAAAACGCUUUGAAAAACACAAUAGAAUCGGAAAUACCCAGAGUCAGUAUUGUUGCUGAUGAAGAAUUCCUUCCUUUCGGAGAAAACACAUUUGAUCUUAUUGUCAGCGGAUUGAGCUUGCAUUGGGUAAAUGAUCUUCCCAAAGCAUUGCAUGAGAUACAUCGAGUCCUUAAACCCGAUGGAGUAUUUAUUGGUUCCAUGUUUGGGGGAGAUACGCUCUAUGAGCUUCGCUGUUCUUUGCAGCUGGCAGAACUGGAAAGAGAAGGUGGAUUUUCUCCACAUGUAUCGCCUUUUACCGCUGUCAAUGAUUUAGGACAUCUACUGGGAAGAGCUGGCUUCAACACACUAACUGUGGAUACUGAUGAAAUCCAAGUUAACUAUCCUGGGAUGUUUGAAAUUAUGGAUGAUCUGCAAGGUAUGGGAGAAAGCAACUGCUCUUGGAGUAGGAAACCUAUACUACACAGGGCAACGAUGUUGGCAGCGGCAGCAGUGUACAGGGAAAUGUAUGGAAACAAUGAUGGGACAGUACCUGCAACGUUUCAAAUCUAUUACAUGAUAGGUUGGAAAUUUCAUGAAUCACAGGCAAGACCAGCACAGCGAGGUUCUGCCACAGCAUCAUUUGGAGAUUUGAGAAAAAUAAAUGAAUUCAUUCCAGGGAGGAAAAAAACUUGACAUAUGGUACAACAAUGGCAGAUGUAUUGGACUUAACACUGUGGAUAUUCAUAAGUUGAUCCCUUAAUGUUGAAAUGCACUUGGCACUAUAUUCCCCAGCAUACUUACCUCAGUGCCUGGAGCGGGGGGGAAUCAAAAUAUUUAUGUUUUUCAUUUCAUUGGUGUGGCUUAUAUAUAAAAAAGGUAAUAGUAUAGAGUUGUGAUUAUUUUUUAAUACUUAAAACCAAAUAAAAUGGUGGUAUUGUGUAUUUUUGUAUAGAGUUUACCUUUUCAAAUAUGAUAAUAUAACGAGAGAGGUCCAUAUAUCUAAUAAUAAAAAAUAUGGAUUGCAAGGAAGGAAUUUAUCGCUGUGUGGAAAGAAUAUUGCUCAUCGUGUUCCUGUGUUUUCCAGUAAAAUAAUGCAUUGGCCAGCAGAUUGUUUGAAAGGAAGGGACUUCAGUGCCAGUAAGCAAUGCUUUAGAAUAACAUACCCUAAUUAAAAUCAUUGCAGCAAGUUUUCCGACAAAAAUUGGUGGAUUUCUGGGAUAAAACUUGGGCAACUGUUUAUAAGCAUAAUGGUGGUCAUUAAACUUCAUAGCUAUGCAAA